This is a messenger RNA of Sesamum indicum (sesame), 3219 nucleotides long. RefSeq names its product C-terminal binding protein AN. Lineage: Eukaryota; Viridiplantae; Streptophyta; Magnoliopsida; Lamiales; Pedaliaceae. Gene Ontology annotation, biological process: microtubule cytoskeleton organization. Gene Ontology annotation, molecular function: NAD binding. The record is from RefSeq and is a predicted model, not a curated record.
CCGCGUGUGAACCAUACGCUUCACUCGUCAUCCGCUUUCUCCUUUCUCUUCAUUUUUGCAUUCCCUUUCUAAAUUACGCACCACAGAAAACCCUAAUCCUAAAAUUCCACCUUCUCAUCACUUUGAUUUCCCCUACAUGAUCCCCAUUCCGGAAACCGUCUUGUAAGCUUCUCCCCAACUUAGGGUUUUGGAAAUGGACAAAAACGAAGACGACAUGCAACUAUCCAUCUACAAACCCCUGACUUUCACGGGUGGCUGCUUGGAAAUUCGCUUAUUCUACGUCCGCAUCGUCCCCUGCGCCCUGGACAACCUCCCGGACCACCUCACCCUGCGCCAUCUCCGCCGCGAGUUGGGCGUUUUCUUGGAAAUCAAUGGCGCUCGUAUCCCCUCAUCCGACGCUGUUUCGAUUGCCCUCCGCCGGGAUCGCGUUGACAAGGAUUCCUCCGAGGUUACAUACGUCACCACAGAUAGCAUUAAAAUCUCGGGUCCUGUGGAAUUUGAGGUUUGCGAAGAGGGGAAGGAUUUGGAUUUGAUUCUCUGCGGCUCGCUGCAGAGGGCAGAUGCUGCGGCUGCAUGGAGUAAUGGGAGUGCCUUGGAGAAUGAUUCCAAAACUGGGUGGAGUAUGGAUUGCUAUGUGGCCAACGCCAUUGCGACCAAUGGUAGGUCCACAUUUUUCCAACCCAAGAUUGGGAUAUGUUCGCCCUCGAUUGAGGUUUAUGUGGCGGGAUGUUGCUCUGGAGUGCCAGUGAUUUUGACAAAGACGAUUUUGGUUAGUCCGAGAAAGAAGAUGUCGAGGCAAGGGAUGCUUGAUGCCAUACCCGAGGAUGAGGAGAUGGGGAAGGAGCAAAGGAGCUUGAGCAAUGGAUUGCUUCGACAAAGAAAGUUGCCAUUCAUGGAGGAAGAUAGGGACGACUGUGAGUCAGAUGGGAAGGUUAUACACAACUAUUACACAGAAGACAUGUACCCAGGUGAAGAUGGCCAGCUUUCAUGGUUCAAUGCUGGUGUACGGGUUGGUGUUGGAAUAGGGCUUGGGAUGUGCCUUGGUGUUGGGAUUGGUGUUGGUCUGCUUAUGCGAUCAUAUCAAGCUACAACAAGGAGUUUCAGGAGGAGUGAGUGUGAGAUCUCCUGCACAAUGGCUCACCGUAACAAGGCUGCCCCUCAAUCUCACCCCCUACCUCUAGUCGUAACACUCAACUGCAUCGAAGACACAGUUCUGGAACAGGAAUGUCUAUCCGGCGUGGCGCAGGUCGAGCACGUGCCUCUCAGCCAGCUCGCAGACUCGCGGAUCGAGUCGGCGGCAGCUGUUCUCCUCCACUCCUUUUCUUUCCUGCCACGCGCUGCUCAGCGCCGGCUCCGUCCAUGGCAGCUGAUCCUCUGCCUCGGUUCAUCCGACCGCGCCGUCGACUCGGCUUUAGCCGCAGACCUCGGGUUGAAUCGGAUGGUCCACGUAGACGUGAGCAGAGCAGAGGAGGUGGCGGAUACCGUUAUGGCGCUUAUUUUGGGGCUGCUUAGGCGUACGCAUCUGCUGUCGAGACACGCGCUCUCGGCUGCCGGAUGGCUUGGCUCGGUGCAGCCGCUGUGCCGUGGAAUGCGCCGCUGCCGUGGAUUGGUGUUGGGUAUUGUUGGUAGAUCUGCCUCUGCAACAUCUUUGGCUAGCAGGAGUUUGGCGUUUAAGAUGAGUGUUCUGUAUUUUGAUGUGCAAGAGGGAAAUGGUAAAGUAAGUAGAUCUGCCAUGACAUUCCCAGCUUCAGCCAGAAGAAUGGAUACCCUUAAUGACUUGCUUGCUGCAAGUGACGUUAUAUCGCUGCACUGUGCACUGACUAAUGAAACAAUUCAAAUUAUCAGUGCAGAUUGUUUGCAGCACAUAAAGCCUGGGGCGUUUCUUGUGAACACUGGUAGCAGUCAGCUAUUGGAUGAUUGUGCUGUAAAACAACUUUUGAUUGAUGGUACUCUUGCCGGCUGUGCCCUGGAUGGUGCAGAAGGCCCCCAGUGGAUGGAAGCAUGGGUUAGGGAGAUGCCAAAUGUUCUGAUACUUCCUCGGAGUGCAGACUAUAGUGAAGAAGUUUGGAUGGAGAUAAGGGAAAAGGCAAUUUCCAUACUACAGCGAUUCUUCAUUGAUAAUCUCAUCCCAGAAAAUACUGUGUCUGACGAGGAGGAAGAGGACAGUGUGGUGGGAUAUGAAAAUGAAUCGUGUAACAAAUUAGGUAAUGAAACUUCAUUCCAAGGCUCUGUUAGUGAUAGAGCGAAUGAGAAUAUUCAGUUACUGGCUGAAAGCUCCCAGAAAAAGGUGUUGAACCAGUCGGAAGAUGCUUCAUCUCAUAAUCAAGGCUCUGUUUUAUCUCAAAAUGCUUUGAGUAGAUCUGAAAUAAAGCGAAGCAGAUCAAGUAAGAAGGCAAAAAAGAGGCAUGGUCGCCAAAAAUCUCAGCAUAAAGCAGAUGAGACUUUGACUUUUGGAAAAGAGAGCACUACAUACAGAGAAGAUGAUGCUAGCUUGAGUGGCACAGAUCCAGCUUUGAGUUCUAGUUCACGUUGUGCUUCUCCUGAAGAUUCAAGGAACAGAAAGACACCACUUGACUCUAAAGUAGAAUUACCUCCGGACCUGCUCUCAGUAGAACUUGGUAAAAAAUCAGGCGAACUGCUGAAAGAUGGUUAUAUAAUAACCCUACAUGCAAGAAGUCGUCCUGCACUUCAUGUCUCUAGGCAAAGAGUUCAAGGGGGUGGUUGGUUCCUCGACACAUUGCCUAAUGUAACAAAAAGAGAUCCUGCAGCACAGUUCCUGGUUGUAUUUAGAAGCAAGGAUACAAUUGGUCUUAGAUCAUUUACUGCUGAGGGAAAAUUGUUACAGAUAAAUAGGAGGAUGGAAUUUGUAUUCGCUAGCCAUAGCUUUGAUGUCUGGGAGAGCUGGACAACUGAAGGUUCUCUGGAAGAGUGCAGGCUGGUGAAUUGCAGAAAUCCUCUGGCGGUGUUGGAUGUACGCAUUGAAAUUGUUGCGGCUGUAGGUGAAGAUGGUGUUACUCGCUGGCUUGAUUAGGUACUGUAAACUUGACUUAAUACAGUUCUGACACAUGCAUGACAAAUUUGUCGAGGCUGAGGUGUGAUGUAUGCGAAGAGCUCAUAAUUUAGGAAGAAAUCCAUUUUCACACUGGAUUCAGGGAUGUAUUUUUUCGUAUUCCAGACUGCGUUCUAGCUGCAUGAUUGAUGCAUAUCGUUAAUGGAAAA